GUCACAUUUAAAUUAGGCCUCUCUGUAUGGCUAAAUUUAUAUUCAUUAUUUAGCGUAUUCCCAUUUUUAUGCAAUAUAAAUACUUAAAUAAAUAAAUAGCCGUGUGAUCUGAAUGAAAUUCAAUGGAGGUGUCGGUUGUAUGAGCCACUGAGCGCCCCCUGGAGGAAAUAAAGUUAAUGUCUUCUAAGAAAAGGAGAUCAGCGAGCAUUAGCCACUCAAACACACCCACAAAAGUGUUGUCAACAAACGCAGAGGACUGUUAAACACGGACAAAAAAGUCGCCAGGAGCUGAAGUCAGUGCAUCUCCUCCUGAACUCUGUCCCAUCAUGGCUCUGUCAGGAUCUCAAACACCGGACGAUGCUUUGCACGGUUCUUGGGUGGAGCUGGAGGGUCUGGUGGCAUCUGCAAGUCAAACAGAAGGAGAAGUAGGAGCACAGGGCACCACAGCCUCCUUCCUGCAGGGGGAGCUGGAGAGGAUUCUGCUGGAAGCUCAGCUGGAGUGUGAGAGGAGUAGUCAAACAGAAAGUCCUCCGCAGGUCGUGACCCCGAGAACAUCUGGAUCUCCCAAACCAGCCAGUGAGGGCAGCAGCAGCACAGAUUGUGUUACUAUACAGUCGGAUGAGAAUGACAGGCGAGUGAGUGCUGAAUGGGUGUGGGAUUGGUCCAGUCGGCCAGAAAACCUUCCGCCCAAGGAGUUUGUGUUUCAUCACCCAAAGCAGUCCGGCUCUCUGAGCGUGAGGAAGACUGAGGUGAUGAAGAGGGGUUUGUUUUCCUCAGACGUGCUCCUCAUCCUCCUACCCUCUCUGCUCGCCUCACACGCUCUGACGCUGGGUCUGGGAAUAUACAUAGGAAAACGGCUGGCAUCCUCCUCCACCAGCACGCUGUGACAUGUGACAUCUGGCAGCUCACUGAUUGGCUGAGACCGCUGCCGCUAGCACUGUAGCCCAAUCACGCCUCUCUUCUCCUCUUGUGAUGGGCAACUGCCUCUUCUGCCACUGUCUGUCUGUCCUGCCGCAAACCAGUCUGUCUGUCUGUCUCUGUGUGUCUCCACAUAUUUAAAGGGGUCAUAUCAUGAGGAAUCGAAGCUUUUCAGAUAAAAGAGCCUGAUGUAUUAUGACAGUAUACUGUUUUAAGGAUAACGUACAUUUCAGAAAUCAAAAUUUUCUUCCCAAGAAGAGCAUUUAUUGAAACAACGCUACAAAAACAACUCCUCCUCACUAAAUGUAUUACAUAUAAAGUUUAUAUCCAUUUGGAUUACACAACAUAAAAAACUGUUAAACUGUUAUUAAUGCAAUGCGUAUUUUUCAGUCAUACGUAAAUGAAAGUGAUAAGAUUACUGCACUCAGAAAACAAACUAUGGUGUAGUUUAACUAUUUGCAUCUAUUUGAUUAUAUUAAAAAAAUGUAUUUUCAAAAUGCAUUUAUUCAAAUUGAUUAGAAUUUGCAUAAACCUGUUCAUUAUGAAAACAAUUAAAUUUAUUUAGUUAAAAGUAUGAACGGAUAAAAUAUGGCUAGCAAUAUUCAGUUAGUUAAAAUGUAUGAGAUUGAAUCAAAUUGGUUUUAUUUAUGAUAAAUAUGUAAACCUGGUUAUGAUUUCAUUUGAUUACAUGUAUGAUUACAUUUCAUUUAUUGGUACUAUUACAGAAAUCUUACCCGUUUGACCUGACAAAUAUACAGUUUAACAGUUUGUUUAUGUUAAAACUCUAGUCCAAAUAGAUGGAAAUUUUAAUAGAUGGAAAAUUCAAAUACACGUCUUAAAUUUAGGCCUAAAUAUUUCUGAUGUCCAACUGAUUAAUAUGUUAUCACAUGACUUUAAAAAAUUAAUUUUUUGUUUGCUCAGAACAGGUUGAAAAUUUUCAGGCAAAGACAACUUUGGUUUUGAUGCAAAAAAAAUAAACCAAUAAACUUUAUUAGCAUUAUAUGUGGUCAUCAAGGGGAAAAAAAGUAUGAUAUGACCCCUUUGCAUCAUUUUAAGACUAAACUGUCCCCAUUUUUUUGUAGUUGUUUCUCUUUUGUUGUCCAUAAAGGACUGUGUCCUUGUGUGUCAGGUGUAAUACAGUUCACUACAGGGAACACAGAAACAGUAAUGCACUGAAAUUUAGCUGAAACAGUGUAAAUGAGGAAAAAAACAACAGUGAGCAAAGCAAAAAAAAAAGUAUUAUUUUACAUCUCAUUCCAAAUCAAAUGCAAGACAUGCAUUCAGGUUGACAGGGUGUUUGUUCUGAGUAUUUGUGGAGCAAGUAAUAUGAUAAAUCUUGUGCUGCACUGUCGUGUUUGCGAUAUAGACCCAUUCCGUGUUGUAUUGUGAAGGCAACUGGAGCUCAUUAGGUUUUCUGGUCAGAUUAAUCUUGUUUGUAACGACUCGACCUCAAUAAAUGUCACUCUCACCA
This is a messenger RNA of Megalobrama amblycephala (Wuchang bream), 2389 nucleotides long. RefSeq lists its product as uncharacterized. The transcript is spliced from 6 exons. Gene Ontology annotation, cellular component: nucleus; mitochondrial outer membrane; mitochondrial envelope. NCBI's taxonomy places the organism in Eukaryota, Metazoa, Chordata, Actinopteri, Cypriniformes, Xenocyprididae. The record is from RefSeq and is a predicted model, not a curated record. Gene Ontology annotation, biological process: positive regulation of apoptotic process; mitochondrial outer membrane permeabilization. Bases 327 to 887 code for a protein of 186 amino acids.